AUGCGGACAAACAUGCUAAGGGCAUCAUCAUCCGCUGUCCGCUGUUUGAAAAGCCACCCCUCGGUCGGCUGGCUCGCGACGCCAACAAUUCGCGGGAUCUCCUCAACCAGCUCAUUAUCCGCCACUGCGCUCCCCAUUACCGCAACCGGACCACCUCCCAGUGCUCCUGUGCCUACAUCUCCUCAAUAUGGAGACCGAAUUGAAGAACGAAGACGGAAAGCAGAGUUGCUCAGACAAGGCAAAGAGCUCCGCGCAGCAAACCAGCCAGGGGCAAAAACAAGUCCGCUUAAGAAGAGGUUUUGGAAAGAGGUGAUUGUCAAAGAAGUCCCGGAAGGGUAUCAAGUCUACUUGGACAAAAGACCCGUGCGAACACCGGGUAAAUCCAUCCUCACAGUCCCACGCUCCAAGCCGCACCUGGCACACGCCAUCGCGAUUGAAUGGGAUCUACUCGAAUCCGCACAGCAAGCGCUGAAAAACCAUAACAUUCCUAUGACCUCAAUAGCGGCUCGAGCGCAGGAUAUCCUUGAAUCAGAAGCGCGAGGAGAUGAUAAGAUCCGCAAUGAAAUCAUUGCAACCAUGAUGCGUUAUCUAGACACGGACACGUUACUAUGUUGGGCACCAGAAAAGCCGGAGUCUCCUCUGGAAAUGCAAUCUGAGCGGACCGAGUCACUACGCGAGGUUCAGAUCAGGACGGCCAAACCAAUCAUCAGCUAUCUCAGCACAUCCGUGUGGCCUGGUAUUGAGAUCAAGCCCGUGCUGGACGAAAACAGCAUCAUGCCUACGCAGCAGGAUGAAACGACGAGAAGCGUGAUACGCGGGUGGAUCGCUGGGCUGCCGGCAUAUGAGCUCGCCGCCCUUGAACGGGCAGUGCUGGCUGGCAAGAGUCUUCUCGUCGGCACGAGACUGUUGAUCGAGUGGAGCGAGGAAUUCCGGGAUAUGCAACAAAAGGGCAGUGAGAAGCGGUUCGGCAUAGAGGAGGCUGCCGAGGCCUCCAGCCUGGAGGUCAGAUGGCAGACGGGGAUGUGGGGGGAGGUCGAAGACAGCCAUGAUGUGGAUAACGAAGAUAUCAGACGCCAGUUGGGAAGUGCUAUUCUGAUGGUGACUGGAAGACGAUAG
Fonsecaea multimorphosa CBS 102226 is the source of this 1116-nucleotide messenger RNA. RefSeq lists its product as uncharacterized. Gene Ontology annotation, biological process: mitochondrial proton-transporting ATP synthase complex assembly. The record is from RefSeq and is a predicted model, not a curated record. Bases 1 to 1116 code for a protein of 371 amino acids. The transcript has a single exon. NCBI's taxonomy places the organism in Eukaryota, Fungi, Ascomycota, Eurotiomycetes, Chaetothyriales, Herpotrichiellaceae. Gene Ontology annotation, cellular component: mitochondrion.